AUGGGUCAACGUAUUGGUAAAGUUUUGUAUAAUAUCAAGAAACCGAAAGGCACUAAAGAAUUUGAGGGGAGUGGCACUGAAGAAUUUGAAAGAAGAAGUAUUGAGGAAUUUGAAGGAAGUAGUACCAAGGAAUCUAGAGUUGAUGAUGGGUUUGAGACUGCCGAUUUGCGUCAGAUGACGCCGGCCUACAUUAUCGGCCCAAUCUUGAUCGGAUUGAGAAUUAUCAGCCUGAUCAGCGGUUUGGGAAUCGGUGGUUUGACUUAUAUUACAUUAAAUUCUUAUUUAAAUUUAGAAUUUGGAAAAAGUGAAAAUGCAAUUAUAGAUGAUUUUAUUCUUAAAAAUGGAUUAAAAUGGAUUCCUUAUAACACAUUUAGAAAAGUUGAAUAUUUUAAUGAAGGAGGAUUUGGUACUAUAUAUAAAGCUACUUGGUUAAAGAAUAAUAAAGAUGAAAAAGUAAUUCUUAAAUGCCAUAAGAAUUUAAAUGAAAAUUUAAAUGAAUUUUUAAAAGAAUGGGAAUAUCAUACAACUGUUUUAAGUUCAAAUGAUAUUAUAUAUUUUUAUGGAUUUACAGAAGAUCCAAAAACUUCAAAAUAUAUGGUAGUAAUGGAUUAUGCAAAUAAAGGUAAUUUAAGAGAAAAUUUAACAAGAAUAGUUGAAAAUAAUUGGAAUCAAAAAUUAUAUAUGUUGUACGAAAUUAUUUCUGGGCUUAGUAAGAUGCACGAAAAAAGUCUUAUUCAUUGUGAUUUUCAUGAUGGCAAUAUUUUAAAUCAUAAUGAUAAGAAUAAGGACAAAUUUUAUAUUAGUGAUUUAGGAUUAUGUCAACCUGUAAAAUCGGUUUUGAAAGAGUAUGAUAUUUAUGGUGUUAUACCAUUUAUGGCUCCUGAAGUUUUAAGAGGCCAAUCUUAUACUACAGAGAGUGAUAUAUAUAGUUUUUCUAUGGUUAUGUGGGAAUUUACAUCUGGAGUACCACCGUUUAAUAAUAGAGCACAUGAUUUUCAACUUAGUUUAAGUAUCUGUAAAGGUGAACGUCCAGAAAUUAUUGAAAAUACUCCACAAUGUUAUGUAGAUUUAAUGAAAAAAUGUUGGAAUGAAGAUCCAUUAAAAAGACCAUCUUCUAAAGAAGUAUUAAAAAUUAUUGAAAAUUGGAUUUUCCGUUCUUAUGGAGUCAGUGAAGAAUUAAAAAGCAACAUUAUAGAAUUUAUAAAUGCACCAAUUGGACAUAACAACCUUUCUACUAAAUCUCAUCCUAAAGCAUGUUAUAUAAGUCGAUUACUUGAUUUUACUGGUAAAAAAUUGAAUGAAGUUCUUGAUAGUGAAUAUUCACAAGCAUAUGAUUGUGCAAUUAGAGAUUCAAGACCAUUAGAUGAAAAUACUAGUAAAAAGAUGAAUCAAAUUCUUGAAAGUGAAGGUUCACAAGCUAGUGUAAAAGCAAAUGCUAGUAAAAUUAGUGCUCCGAAUGAUACGAGUCAACCUGGGUUAAUUUGA
Molecule: messenger RNA, 1485 nt
Organism: Rhizophagus irregularis DAOM 181602=DAOM 197198
Lineage: Eukaryota; Fungi; Glomeromycota; Glomeromycetes; Glomerales; Glomeraceae
Source: RefSeq, a predicted model, not a curated record